UAAAAUACUAUUGCCACAGGUCUAAAACCAAAAAAGAUUUACUCUUGCCGCAUGUUUUACAUGAGAGUAUACCAUCUUUGUUAUUAACGCCGACUGGACUAACUGGUAAAACACUCUCAUCAUAUAUUAAUACCCAAUGCACGUCCCUUAGCCAACCUGAAUGAAAAUGUCUUUUUCCUCGCAUGAAAUUGUCCUCACCAGCUCCCCUGAUGGCCCAAUCACUGCCUAUGACACCAUCUCCGGCACCACCCUAGCUCGCUUCACCGGCAGCCGGUCACCUCGUCACGGCCUUGCCAUUGUAGGAAAGGCUUAUAUUGCUGCCUCUCACAUCUCAUCAGCCACAGCUUCAGGCUCAAUUCACCUCUAUACCUGGUGGUCCUCGUCAGCUUUGCACCAUCUUCCUCUCCCUGAACCUGUGGCUCCACUUGCUGCCACUCCUGAUGGCUCGUAUCUAUUCGCAGGUGGCCUUUUUGGAAAUGUUUAUGCUCUAUCAAUUCCUUCAGGAAACAUUCUCAAAUCAUUUCCUGCUCAUAGCAAGCCUGUAUCUUGUAUCAACAUCAGCAGUGACUCGUCACUCUUGAUUUCAGGAGGAGAUGAUGGUAACAUUGUUGUUGUGCCAAUAUUUCAACUUGUAGAAGCACCAGGGAGUGAAAAUGAAAGCAACUUGAUACUGCAUAGCUUUCCUGCACAUGAUGGUCCAGUGACAGGCAUCACUGUUUGUAUGGGAAUAUGCCAUCCUACUAUAGUUUCUUGCUCAACAGAUUCUACCUGUAAACUAUGGAGCCUUUUGGAUGGAAGAAACCUGCAAACAGUAGCAUUCCCAUGUUCGAUUUCCGGGAUUGCAUUAGACCCAACAGAAGUAGAAUUUUAUGCUGCAGGAUCCAACGGUUUAAUAUACAAGGGAUCCCUGCAGGCCGGAAGUAGAAAAGGGAUAGCUCAGGGUCGAAAAUUGAUCACAUGGACACAAAAACAUGAUGGAGCUGUAGUAUCUGUGGUGGUGAUAAAUGAAGGAAAGAAUUUGGUAUCUGCUGCAGAAGAUGGAAGUGUGUUUAUAUGGGGAAUAGAAAAUGGGCAGCUGAUUAUGGUUAUUGGCAAUAACAUGGAUAAUAUUAGUGAUGUAGUCGUGGCAAGAGGGAUUUGUGAUGGCAGAGAAGGCUAUGGGAAUAGAGUGGGCAAUGAAAUGAACGAAUUUGGUGGGAGAAAUCUGGGGUUAUCAAGCAAAGAACUUAACUUCAGACCCAUAAAAGAUACUGUGAAUGUAGAAAAUGCCUUGGCUGUGGCAGCAAAGAAUAGUAGAAAAGCCAUCGAUAAGCUCGAGUCUGCAAUUGGAGUGUAUGAAAGACUUUUGGAGCUCAUUCUCAAGGAGGCUAAGGCAGGCACUAGCAAGAAUGGUGAAAAUUAGGGUCUUAAGGAGACACUGCAAGCCUGCAACACUCGGCCAACCCGUACCCAUGUUGCAGUAGCAUCAACCAGUGGAGCAGUAGGAUUCAAACAUCGGCACCCACCCAUGGUGGGUUAGGAGAGUUGUUGUCGACAAUCCUACUUCAUAAUUGAAAACAUCGAUAUUCCAGAGUAGUGCAUGAACAUGACUUCUUGGCUAGAGUUACAGCAUUUCUGAAUAAAUUGUUAAUCUAGCAACUUUCAAUUUGAGGUUACUGUUACGCCAA
Messenger RNA from Ricinus communis (castor bean), 1667 nucleotides. Its product is annotated as protein ROOT INITIATION DEFECTIVE 3. NCBI's taxonomy places the organism in Eukaryota, Viridiplantae, Streptophyta, Magnoliopsida, Malpighiales, Euphorbiaceae. The coding region runs from base 161 to 1402 and encodes 413 amino acids. The transcript has a single exon. The record is from RefSeq and is a predicted model, not a curated record. Gene Ontology annotation, molecular function: protein binding. Gene Ontology annotation, cellular component: nuclear pre-replicative complex. Gene Ontology annotation, biological process: DNA-templated DNA replication; rRNA processing.